This is a messenger RNA of Pseudo-nitzschia multistriata, 5879 nucleotides long. Lineage: Eukaryota; Bacillariophyta; Bacillariophyceae; Bacillariales; Bacillariaceae. The record is from the annotation of a GenBank genome assembly.
AGGACGUACAUCGUACUGUACUACUAGUACGAAAUAUCGUACAAACGCACGGUCCUUUGGUACGUACCGUACGGUACCAUAGGGAUAGGUUCCGAACCGUGUAUCAGAGCUAUCAUCUUYGAAUAGAAACCGUCAUUUCCGCGCAACGGAAUCUAGGAAUCGAAUCGACAGGAUUGAAUUGAAAAAGAUUGUACGAGUAACGGCAGCAAGUGACAAGUCUGCCACAACACUACAAAGCAAUACUGCCGGACCGCACUUCCAUCCACCACCCUCGACGAAACUGGUAGACGCGGCACAGGAACCCGGGGUGGAUCGCAAUCGGUCGGGAGAAAAAGAGAACGACGAGAACAACCGAGAACAUUCAGUACGCAAACUCGCACAUACCUACCGGUACAUACCUCACACACAACAUCCCAAUCAUGGCGUCAGCGCAGAAGACCGGAAACAAUGCUGCUGCUGCUAGAAACGGCGAUGCGACGGCCUCGGUACCCGCCCACGAAACGACGGAACGCAUUCCCCAGCUGUCCAGCGCUCCCCCGUCGGGCAACAAUCCGUUGUCAAAGCCCCCCRACCCGGGGUCCCCCUCCUCCUUUGUGCUGCCACCGCCUCCCCCGCCGCCGCUGCGAACCACGGCAGCAGCAACAGCAGCGCCAAUCGCACCACCGCCACCCACUGGCGCACUUGGUUCGACCGGCUUUGCGCUGCCUCCCCCUCCCCGCGUGACCACGACAACCCGAUCCACUAGAGCGAGAUCGACCCCGUCAUCGUCGCCAUCGCGGCCCGAGGCCGGGAGGAGCCCUCCCUCGGCUCCCCCGCCAGCUCGCCCACCACCUCCGCCACCUCCCCCACUGGUUCCGGCGAACCGCCAGCAGCAGCAACCCGUUCGGCAAGAACCAACGCAGCAGCAACAACAACAACAAACAGCGCAGGCCGAACCGGUUCCGCGGGCACAAGAACCCGUACCGAUCCCUUCUCCGCAAGCAAUAACCACCAMCGCAGGACCUCCUUCUUUUUUGCCGGUGACCGCCUUUUCCAAGUCCUGGACGCCGAAAAACAAGUCGGAGCAGCAGCAGCAACGCCUGCGGUCGAUACUGGCGCGCCGACAGACACACGUUCCGGUUCUGGUCAUCGCUACCGAGGCGGCGAAUCGAAUGGCAUGGAAGAACGGCCUGCAGAUCUCGGAUUUGUUUCAGGGCGUCGUGGAAGACAUCCAUCCGAGCCUGCAAACCAUGACCCCCUUUCGGAGCGUCAAUCGGUCCCUCUUUCUCAAAGACGUGAGGGUCCGGUUCCUCUCUUCUUCCCAGCUCGAGUCCCCUUUUUCGUACGAGGAAACACAGGAAAUGAUGGAGGAACAGCUCAAACCGAGGGAAGAAGACGGGAACAUCGAUGAGGACCUGACCCUCCUGGAGGAUCGCAUCGACGAGCUCCUUCAGCAYCCGCAACCAAAUUCGAGCAACCAUCAAAGCACCAACAGCGUGUUYGGCGAUGACGGAACACAGCAGGGAGAAUCCCUCGAGGACGUCACGAAGGAGGCCUUUCGGCUGACGAGUCCACUGAAUUCAAUGCCGUGGCUGGCACGUUACCGAAAGGUACUGGAUCGGUCCACCGAUAGCUUGCCGCACGAUCUGAUCAACUGCCCUCCCCUCGUYCUCCUGGUCUGCACGGCUACCAAGGAAGUCACGGAUCCGGAACACGUCUUACAGGAAUUGUAUCAAUCCAACCAUCUUUUGCCCGAGGUGUACAAACGGGGCCUGUACGACCCCUCCACCAUCAGGCAAGAAGUUCUGGUGCUCCACGACAACCACGACGACAGCGAUGCGGCCUUUGACGAGAAACGACUACGCCAGUUGCUGCGGUCGAGGUUUGGUCCCAACUCCUACAUCUUGCGCAUCAACAGUUCGUCGCCCGAAACCGCUGCRGCCCUGGCCCAGCAAGAAUCCUCGGAUCUAUGGGGCGGCGGGGGCCGGCUCGGAACCUUUCUGAGUGACAACGAUCGGGUCUUGCUGCGACGCUAUUUCCAGUCCAUGCUGACGACGGCCAUACUCCCCUCCCUGGAACGACGGAUGGCGGAUCUCAACGCGAUCGUGAACGAGCGGAAAAAGGGAAUGAGGAACCUCGUCAAGUCCUUUUGGAGAAAACCAAAGGACGAAACCAGCGGAAGCGGCGAUUCCAGCAACAGCUACGGGCAGUCGRCCUCUUCCGCGGCUGGUGCCGGCGGAGACGGUAGCAGUGCCGGCGUKGAAGAAGUCAAGUAUCGAUACGAUUCGAUCGAAUCCCAAACCCACCUACUGGCCGACACACUCUUUUUGAUGGAAGACUACGACAACGCCCUGGCAAUGUACCGGUUGGUCCGGGACGAUUACAAGUCCGACAAGGCAUGGGUGCACUACGGCAACGUCCUCGAAAUGAUUGCCCUGUGCAUGUACCAGCUAGAUCCCUACACGAGGGCACGGGAAAUCUUUGGCAUCUUCGAGCAGGCCUUGGUCAACUACACGCGCGCCGCCGAAGAAGAACGYGUUCGAAACGAUGCCGUGGCACGCCAGCUGGGCGAGCAGAACAUUCRGCACACCACCCACAAGUCCUACAUUACGCGGCUGGCGUCCCGGUUGAGCCUCGUCUUGGCYACGGCGUCGGAKAUCCUAGCCAGGGGCCGCAGCCUGGAGUGCGCCGAUUUGUUGGCCAGCGUGAGCUCUUACGAAUCCAGCCUGGGCGCCGCGGUGUUGAUGGAACAGUCCAGCAUCUUUUACUACAAGGCCGGAAUGUGCCGCAAGUUCGCCUUUCACAUGCUAAUGAGCGGGCACAUGUUCCAAAAGGCGGGGCAGAACCAUCACGCCUUUAGAUGUUUCUCCAGCGCCCUCUACAUCUAUCGCAACGAGAUGUGGGACAAGCUGUACAACCAUCUCAAGACCGCCCUGGCGGCACAGCUCUACACAAUGGGACGCAUGUCGGUCGCCCUAGUUCUGUAUGCAAAACURAUUGGGGUGACUGGAGGGGGGAAGGUAUCGGUCCAGUCCCAGCAGAAAUUCCUCGAGCACCUUUUGCAGAUCUGCGAGACGCACACCAAGGCCGCUCUGGCGGGAGCCGAUCGCAUGCUGGUCCCCCCAUGCGUUCCGAGAAACAAGCGAGAAAUCUAUCGGAACGACCGAUUGGAACAGGUUGUGCACGUUGUCCARUAUACCAAGGGUGCUUCCCGUGUACUGGAACUUCCCAACGUAAAUCUGCCCAAGAUUCCCGAUUCCAGUGUGCGACUAUGGACCAUGUUCGGCUCGGACCACCUUGUCGGGGAAACCGGUGCGACUGCCKAGGCCGASGAAAYCAGUGACAGUACUUUCGGAACACCCGCCAGGGGCGACGAAAAGGUUUGGGAAGAGCUAGAAAUCACGACGGUCGCAGAAGUCAGUAAUGCUGGGGAAAAAGACAACGGCGGCAAGCACAACCAGUCGGAAGAAACUAUUACGGCAGCCCUGGCCAAGAUCGAGGACCCCSAGCACCGACGAUUCAUAGCGGARAUCGACAAGGAAAAGCAAAAUAGAUCCCUGAUGGAGCGCAACCAGCGAAAGAACCSAAAAUCCAAGCCCGUCGUUCGCGCCAGGGGAGAACCCAUCUUUUGCGACUUUUCCAUGAAAAACACACUGGRGGUCGGGGUCAAGAUCACUGAAAUACAAUUGGUAGCCCGAAUGGUCGAUAACUCGGAAGACARCAACAAGAUGUGCACCAAUGAAUUUGCCAUYGAGCUCGGGGWKGGAGAUUGUACCGAUCAUCCCAAAAGUGAAUGGAGGUUUGCGUGUGCCGAUCAUCUGGAAUACACGGUUCCGGAUUUUUGCAGGAUAUCCGAAGCAGGCGUCAAAUCCUGCCUUCCGGCAACGUCCAGCCCGUUUUUCGUUGUCACCAAGCAAGAAGUCGAGCUGCCCGCAGACGGAGAAGCAGUUGUUUCGACUAGCAUCGCACCGCUGGUCGAGGGAGACCUCGAAAUACUGGGKUUCCGGUACAAGCUUCUCGGCAAAGUCUGGCUGUAUCACUCGUUCGAUAUCCCGGGCCCCUUGUURAAAGACACGCGAACGAACAUUAUGAACAAAGUUCGGGGRAAGUCCGUAUACCUAAAGUCGAAGAUUGAGUGCGAUAUGCCGUGUCUUACAGCRGAACUUGUCAGGAGAUUCCMACCCGGAUCACCGACUGUUGAUAUUGACGAUGGCCCUAUGCUCGAAGGGCAAAUAAGUACGUGGACAAUUCGACUCCGAAAUGUGGGAUCAGCACCCGCAUCGACCGUAACUCUCAAAACAAACCUGCCUUGGAUCGAUAUCGUGGAACAAGAAGGUGCUCGUUCCAUGCGUGACAAUUCAAACCCCACUUCACACUGCGUAGGUCCRUCGGGAACACUGAUGACUUUGCCCAUCGAAGGAAGCAUCCAACCAAACGRAACCUUGGAUAUCCCAAUAAGGGUUCGAACAUCUGGCGAGRAAAAACAGGACUUUUACAUGCUAUACCGUUACGAACUCGAAGGGUCGGAGGAAGGGCAGUCAAAACGUCGUCGAAGUCGAUGGUUGCGGAAAAUGUACGAMAUACCAGUGUACCCGUCCCUCUCGUUUAGCGCAAAGCCGCUGGCAUGUUACUGGAAAGGAAAAGAUUUGUUGGUUUCCGUACAAUUGUCGAACAAUCGCWUGGACCGCCCAACGGAUUUGUAYGUCACCCUUGAUCGUCUAAGCCUGACAAGUCGCAGGUAUCGUCUGGAAGCAUUGCCCGGGCAAUUYACCAGAAGUGAAGAAUUUGGAGACGUYUUACAGAUUGGAUGGCAAGAACAGGUCACUGUGUUUUAUCGAGUUKUUCURCCCGAGAGUGAUACCGGAGAGGAAACAAUCGUUUCGAGCGACUGUCCAUUUUCGGAAUCUGGAUGCRCCACUACAAAMGAAUGCRCAUCCUYUUCGGCAACCAAUUACCUUUGUUUAGCAAAUGCUUUUGCUUCUUUCCAGGUAAGAGGAAAAAGUAUCAGAAGUCCAGAUGAAUUUCUUGGCCCUUUUCCCACGGCUAAUUUUGAUCUAUUUUUUUUUCUUUGAUUUGUAGUCUACGUGGAAAGCGCAUAAAAAGGAGAUAAUGAGGAUAGAAAACACUCCRGAUGGCGAGAAGGAGCAUCCAAGAUCGAUCCACUCGAUUCGUCGGGCGAACACWACCGACGUUCGAGGAGAAAACGAUCCCGCCCUUGCCGAGAUAGAAAACCAUCCCACGUCCACCGGAAGCUUGUGCCCGCGGUCGACCAGUGCUUCCGAGAUUCACCUGACCUGUUCGUGGCGCGCUAUUCUGGGACAGGAGGUCGUCCACGGCGAACACCACCUCCGUGGAAUCCCGAUCCGGCCCCWSACCUUYUUUCACGGAUGCCCSAUCGCGGCCUCGGCGGAUCACGCYUCCCGGAUGGAGCACGAUUUUUCCGAGAACCAUCCCGCGCGCAUCCCGAUCAAGAUGACGCUGAAAAACCUMAUGCUGGAAACCCCCGUCUCCUUCCUCUGGAGCUGGGACCCACCCRCCUCGGUGCGGUCCUCCCUCGAACUGAUUGGARCCUGYCAGCAGCGGCUCGAACUAGACGCGGACGCAGAAAUCACGAUCCCCCUGGAGGUCCUGGUCCCGAAAGCCGGGGUUUACAACCURCAGGCCUUGCGGUUUGYAGUGGACUAUCCACGCGGUACGGAUGCGACCGAUAAGGACGUUGUGACGCACCAUCUGUCGGAGCAGUGGCUGGUCCAUCUCCUGGAUUCGAAGGCAAACUGAAACUUUCCGUGASCCUUGACUCUCAGAAAGAUCAUUUAUUGCACGAGGAUGAGGAUUGAUGGAAAGCAGUCAGCUUCUUGUUGCAAGGGUGRAUUUUGCUACAGCGAUAAUGACAAUAUGAA